This is a messenger RNA of Dovyalis caffra, 5058 nucleotides long. Lineage: Eukaryota; Viridiplantae; Streptophyta; Magnoliopsida; Malpighiales; Salicaceae. The record is from the annotation of a GenBank genome assembly.
AUGCCCCAUAUCUCAAAUCUGCGCCUCCUCUUCUCCCCUCUAGAGCCCGCUCUCCGUUUUCCUUUCUCUUCUAAACCCAGACCUUACUCUCUCUUCACCAUCCUCUCUUCUUCUUCUUCUUAUCCAAAACGACGACACCGUAUCACGCCAAACCACCAGUCUCUUAAUUUCAGAAGCAGAAGCAAAACUACUUUUAGAGAGACCAGAGACAGGGACAAGGACAGAGGGGAAUCAAUGGAAGACAGUGGUAAGGAGAAUUUUGGGUUUAAUAAAAAAAGGGCCGAGGGUGGAGAUAAGCCUAAAAGGAAUUUACAGUUGAAAGUCAGAAAGCUCAAUCCUACCAAUACUAUUUCUUAUGUGCAGAUUCUUGGGACUGGGAUGGACACUCAGGAUACUUCACCUUCUGUCUUGCUCUUCUUUGACAAGCAAAGGUUCAUUUUUAAUGCUGGCGAGGGAUUGCAACGAUUCUGCACGGAGCAUAAGAUUAAGCUAUCAAAGAUAGAUCACAUAUUUCUCUCUCGUGUCUGCUCAGAAACAGCUGGUGGAAUUCCAGGUUUGCUGUUAACUUUGGCUGGCAUGGGAGAAGAAGGAAUGUCAGUCAACAUAUGGGGCCCAUCAGAUCUCAAGUAUUUGGUUGAUGCAAUGAAGUCUUUCAUCCCUCAUGCUGCCAUGGUUCACACAAAGAGCUUUGGUUCCAAUGAUGUUGAUCUGGAAGAUGCAAAUAAGUUUACAGAACCCAUUGUUCUUAUUAAUGAUGAGGUUGUCAAAAUAUCAGCUAUUCUCUUGCGACCAAGCAGGUCAGAAGGAUCUGCUGUAAAGCCUGGUGAUAUAUCUGUGAUAUAUCUUUGUGAGUUGCCUGAGAUUAUGGGCAAAUUUGACCCAGAAAAAGCUAAAGCUCUUGGUCUGAAACCUGGGCCAAAAUACAGGGAAUUGCAAUCGGGAAGAUCAGUGAUGUCCGAUCACCAAAAUAUAAUGGUUCAUCCCAGUGAUGUGAUGGACCCUUCUGUUCCUGGUCCCAUUGUAUGUCUUGUCGACUGCCCAACAGAAUCCCAUGUGCAGGAAUUGUUAUCCUUAGAAUCUCUCAAUAGUUACUAUGCAGAUUUCUCAGGUAACCCAACACAGAGUGUUAAGACUGUGAAUUGCAUCGUUCAUCUAAGUCCUGCUUCUGUAACAAGCAACCCCUUCUAUCAGAAGUGGAUGACAAAAUUUGGUUCAGCCCAGCAUAUUAUGGCAGGACAUGAAAUGAAGAAUGUGGAAAUUCCUAUUCUAAAAUCCAGUGCAAGAAUUGCAGCACGACUUAAUUACUUGUGUCCUCAGUUCUUUCCAGCUCCAGGAUUUUGGUCCCUUGGACAUCUUAAAAACUCAAGACCAGACUCAUUUUUUACAGGCGAGGGUUGUGUCUCAAGGUUGUGUGAAAACGUAUCGGCUGAAAAUCUCCUUAAGUUCACUUUGCGUCCUCAUGCUCAUAUUGGCUUGGAAAAAUCUAAUAUUCCAAGUUUGAUGGCCCCCUCAGAAAUCGUCAAUGAGUUAGUCACUGAGAUUCCAGAGAUUGCAGAUGCUGCCAAACAUGUACGGGAGUUUUGGAAUGGACCCGGAGAAUCAGAAGCAGACACAACUGUUGCCCAGGAUAAUAAGGUUAUGAUUGAAGAGCCAUGGUUGGAAGAGAAUACUCUUCCUAGUUGCUUGGAAAAUAUAAGGAGAGAUGAACUGGAGGUGGUCCUUUUGGGGACAGGAUCAUCUCAGCCUUCUAAAUACCGAAAUGUUACUUCUAUCUAUAUUAAUCUCUUCUCCAAAGGAAGUUUGCUCCUAGAUUGUGGGGAAGGAACCCUGGGACAGCUAAAAAGGAGGUAUGGUGUGGAGGGUGCUGAUAAUGCAGUGAAAAAUCUAAGAUGUAUUUGGAUAUCUCAUAUUCAUGCUGAUCACCAUACUGGAUUAGCAAGAAUACUUGCUCUGCGACGUGACUUGUUAAAGGGCAUGACCCAUGAACCUGUACUUGUUGUGGGGCCUCGGCAGCUUAAGAAAUUUCUUGAUGCAUAUCAAAGACUAGAAGACCUGGAUAUGCAGUUCAUUGAUUGUAGGAGCACCAUUCAAGCUUCAUGGGUUGCUUUUGAGGGUGAUGGCAAACCCACAAAGGAUGACGUGUCUCUAGGAAGUCCAAAUGAUUUUGCAGAAAUGAAAAAUGCUACUCUAAAUACUGAGUCAAAUUUGUUAGCCAGGGGAAGUCGUAUGCAGAGCUAUUGGAAGAGACCUGGCAGUCCGGUUGAUAAUGGCUUGGUUUUUCCACUUCUAAAGAGAUUGAAGGAGGUGCUUAGUGAAGCGGGGCUGGAGGCUUUAAUUAGUUUUCCUGUUGUGCAUUGCCCUCAGGCAUUUGGUAUUGCCUUGAAGGCUGCGGAGAGAAUCAACAGUGUUGGAAAAGUGAUACCAGGUUGGAAGAUUGUGUAUUCAGGUGACACUAGGCCCUGUCCAGAACUGGUAGAAGCAUCUCGUGGAGCAACCAUUCUCAUACACGAGGCAACUUUUGAGGAUGCAUUGGCGGAGGAAGCUAUAGCCAGAAAUCACAGUACAACAGAGGAAGCCAUUGAAGUGGGAAACUCGGCUGGUGUGUACCGUAUCAUACUCACCCACUUCAGCCAAAGAUAUCCAAAAAUUCCUGUAUUUGAUGAUACACACAUGCAUAAAACCUGCAUUGCUUUUGACUUGAUGAGUAUUAACAUAGCAGAUUUACCUGUGCUUCCUAGAGUGCUUCCGUACCUUAAAAUGCUCUUUAGAAACGAGAUGGUAGGGGAUGAAUUAGAUGAUGUUGUAGAUGCUUUUGGGAAGCUUUUAUUGGUUGGCUUCCUUUAUGCAAGUUUGCUUUUAGAGAAAAUACACGUUGAUCCCAGGGAUCCUGUAAUAUGUACUGGGAUCAACAUGAGAUUAGGGUUUGGAGAGAUGGAUUCGAGCAGGAGAGCGGUGGAAUCGUACUGGAGAUCGAGGAUGAUCGAUGGAGCAACAUCUGAUGAAGACAAAGUCACUCCUGUUUACAAAUUGGAAGAGAUUUGUGAGCUCUUGAGGUCUUCUCAUGUCACUAUUGUCAAAGAGCUUUCUGACUUUAUACUGAAGAGACUCGACCACAAGAGUCCCAUUGUUAAACAAAAGGCUUUGAGGUUGAUAAAAUAUGCUGUGGGAAAGUCUGGUCUAGAGUUCAGAAGGGAAAUGCAAAGACAUUCUGCAGCUGUGCGUCAGUUGUUUCAUUACAAGGGUCACAUGGAUCCUUUGAAAGGGGAUGCCCUUAAUAAGGCAGUGAGGGAUACAGCUCAUGAAGCUGUCUCUGCUAUUUUUUCUGAGGAGAAUAGUAAGCCAGCGGCUCCUGCUACUGAAAAUCUUAACAAACGAAUACAAGGUUUUGGGAAUACGAAUUUUGAUAUGCCAUAUGAAGAUAAAAAAUCUUUCCUUACUGAGGUAGUCGGUCUUGGUAGUGCGUCUAUCAGGCAGGGAAUUAGUAGCUUAACGCAAAGUCAUUCGCUGAGAAAGAAUGAUAAUGGGAGCUACAAGAGCCCGAAUCUUCAUAGGUCAUUGACCAUAGAAAAUGACUACUCUGAUAGAUAUCAACCAGUUCAGUUGAACAGUGAAACUCAGGGUAGUUUUGGAGUUUCUAAGAAUGUGGCCAGUGGACCUUGGGGUCAGGAUUCAAGAGUAAUGAACGCAGAAACAAAAGAUGGGAACUCCAGCUCAAGUUAUACAGAGAGUAAGACCCGUGAGGAGAGGUUGUUAGAGACCAUAGUGACAUCCGGUGGUGUACGGCUACAACCUACCCGGGAUGCCAUUCAAGCUUUUCUAGUGGAGGCAGCAAAAUUGGAUGCAUUGGCUCUAAGUUGUGCCCUUGAAUCCAAGCUUCAAUCUCCUGUGUGGCAGGUUCGCAUGAAAGCUGUGUGCCUACUCGAGUCAAUUCUGAGGAGAAAGGAUGAUGAACAUUUUUCAAUUGUAGAUUCAUAUUUUAGCGAAAAUAAAGAUUCUGUCGUGAUAUGUUCUGAAUCUCCCCAAAAUUCUCUCAGGGAAAAGGCUAACAAGGUGCUAAGCCUUUUGGGUGGGGAACCAGUUGGUAACUUGGUGGGUAAUUCAGUAAAGGCUGAGACCGCUCAUGUCCAGAUGCCCGACUUAAUAGACACUGGAGAUUCAGAUGAUUUCUUUGGGACAGAUGAUUCUAUAAAGAAGCUAAGUGAACAAGAUAUAGUGAACCCUACGACAUCCACAACCCCUUUGAUUGAUGAUCUAUUUGGAGACAGUGUUGGCAUGAGUACGAGUACUGGGAAACAGAAAAAUAAUGAAGAUCCCUUUGCAGAUGUUUCAUUUCACGCUAGUGAGGGCACGGAGCAUGGGGAUGAUCUCUUUUCAGGGAUGGCUUUUGAUGAUAAACCGGGCAGUGAUGAGAACCAUAUGCCAACAAAUAAAAGUGGACCCGAGCUAUUUGAUAUUUUUGGAUCAAAUUCUGAAUUUUCGAAGGGGCAAGAAAAUAUUGAAACAGGUGUUAGUGACUUAAUGGCCGAUAUGUCCAUUAAUCAAAAUGUCCCAAAGACGAAGCAGCAAGCAACCUCUCCAGCAGUGCUCUCAGAAAGUCUCUUCUCAGAUUUAACCAGUAAUCCCAGCCAUCAGGUCACAAAUGAUGCUUUGAAUGGCUCACUUGGCUCCUCAACGACUGGGAUGAAUGUAAAUCCCUUAUUUCCUUCUGGUACCAUGCCAUAUAAUAUACAUCCUGGCAUAAUGUUGAACCCAGCUUUUCAUUCUCAGCCGAUAAAUUAUGCUGCCAUGGGGAAUUUUCUAGCUCAACAGCAAUUUCUUGCUACAAUGUCUAACUUUCAACACCUAAGUAACCUAAAUGUGCAAAAUGCUGGUGCUAGUCAUGCUUCUGGGACCGAUGGAAGUGGUUAUUCUUCAGCACUUCCUGAUAUAUUCCAAUCAAACUUUCCCAAUCAGGUUCCCACUUCAACGAUGAACAGCUCAAAGAAAGAGGAUAGCAGAGCAUUUGAAUUUAUCUCGGACCAUGUUGCAGCAGCACGUGAUCCAAAGAGGGUGGCCUAA